UUCUGACCCUGUACAGCAAAGAUUUAAAUGCUUUUCAACAUUUUAAUAGCUAUAUUUUGUGGAAAGGUGGUUGCAAGAAAUCUGCAUUUUCUCGACUGAAUGCCACAUAUGACUGCUUAAGCUACCAAUCAACGCUAAGUUUGGCAGACAAGUUAGGGAAUGACUGGGACAAGGAUCUUGUUGCUAUGCAAGAACUAGUAACAACUGAAACGUCACAUGAAUUGGUGUUACUUCAGAACAUACAGAUGAUCAAAGAGUCCAUUGAUUUGGUGAAUGGAGAUGCCGAUACAAUGGUACAACGAAUUCUUGAACUUUCUAACGCGGAAAAUGACUUGCAUCAGUACAGAGAUUUAAUGCACCCUGGCUUUUACUUUGUAGGAGAUAAUGUUGAUAUGCGUACAAAAGUCAGGAAUAUGACAAUCUAUAAUCAACACAAAGACCAUCAUAUGUACCAAAUAUGUGCCUAUGAAAACAGAAUUUCAGGGAACCAUCUAGACAACACCGUUGCCAAAGGAGAUGCAAAUACAGUGCCCUUUACUACUUUCAUACCGAGUCAGUCAGAAUUGGACAGUAUAGCUAGUGACUUCACUUUCCUAGUAGCGAAAAUAUGGAGUCAGCAUAUUCCACAUUUCAACAUAUUUGCACCAGUACUUCCUGAGUAUAUCGAACAUCAGUACAUGAAAGAAAUGAAACAAAAAACAACAAGAAUAAAUAUGGGAGUUUUAAUGAAAAGUGAGCAAUACAACGAAGAUAUGACAGACAUUUGUGAAUUUAUGCACAAGUAUGUACCUGGACACAAUGAAACAGAUGACUGGACAAAACAGCCAGAAAAAGUCUUGAGUGGAGGUGACUAUUUAACUUUUGAGAGACACAAACAGGCACAGUCAUCCAAACGAAAUGGUCGAACUCCAACAAAAAGAUUAGAGGGACUGGUGCCUAAAAUGGAAGAAUUUCACAACCAGGGAGAGUUGCUAAAGGUAAUGUCUUUCUCCAAGGGCAAUCAGUAUACUGGAAGUUAA
This is a messenger RNA of Mytilus californianus (California mussel), 1019 nucleotides long. RefSeq lists its product as uncharacterized. The transcript is spliced from 2 exons. The record is from RefSeq and is a predicted model, not a curated record. Bases 186 to 1019 code for a protein of 277 amino acids. NCBI's taxonomy places the organism in Eukaryota, Metazoa, Mollusca, Bivalvia, Mytilida, Mytilidae.